Molecule: messenger RNA, 345 nt
Organism: Suillus fuscotomentosus
Lineage: Eukaryota; Fungi; Basidiomycota; Agaricomycetes; Boletales; Suillaceae
Exons: 1
Source: RefSeq, a predicted model, not a curated record
GGCAAAAAUAGACUAUUCUCUAUCCUUGUUCUAGAAUCAGCGCACCUGAUCUGGAAGCUUAGAUGCGAACGAACGAUCAAAUUCAACGGAGACCAAGAAAAAUACCACUCCGAAACCGAAAUACACAAUCGAUGGGUAGCAUCCAUAAACAGAAGACUAAAAUUCGACAGACUACUAACUAACACCUCCAAAUAUGGGAGAAACGCAUUAAAAGAAUCGCUAGUGCUCCGAACCUGGAGCGGGGUCCUACUGGACGAAGAUAAUCUUGCGGACAAUUGGAUCCGACAAGCAGGGGUUUUAGUGGGUAUGGCAACUCGACGUCCUCCUCGAGGACGGCAUGAAUAA